Molecule: messenger RNA, 956 nt
Organism: Meloidogyne enterolobii
Lineage: Eukaryota; Metazoa; Nematoda; Chromadorea; Rhabditida; Meloidogynidae
Source: the annotation of a GenBank genome assembly
UUUGGAAUUUCGGAAAAUCUUUGGCUAGGGAAAAUUGAAAUAAAUUUUUUUCGGAAGAUAUACCAAUCAGGAAUGCUUGGGAAACUUGGAAAAUCCCCAAAAGUUCCCACUCUGGCUUGGAAAAAACUCAAAAAUUCCCACUUCCACUCAAAAAUUCCCACUCAAAAAUUCCCACUCCUUUUUUGUGUCUUAUCCCUCCAUUUAUAAUAUACAGCAUAAAUAUUUAAAGAAAAUAUUUCGAUUUUUGUCUAACAGCUUCAAUUUUUGCUUUACAUAUUAUUUCUUUUAAAAUUAAAAAAAAACUUUUUAAAUUAUAAUAGAGAGCAAUGAACAUUCUGCGUCAUAAAAAAUGGCAUGUACGUACAAAAGAAAAUGUAGCCAGAGUAAGAAGAGAUGAAGCAAAAGCAGCAGAAGAGGAGAAAGCACGGGCUGAAAGAGCAGAACUUGCUGAUCAUGAGGAUCGUAUUCAACGCUUAAGAUCGAGGAACAUUGGCAAUACAUCAGAUGUAGAAAGUGUUAAAGAUAUUUUUGGUGUGCGUGGUGAUUCAAAAGAUGUUAUGGGUGGAACAUCAUCUAGUACUAGUGCAAGUAAUGAACAUCAUGUAAAUUUAUUUAAAGAACUGGAGGAACAAGAACGCAAAAAUUUUGCAAAUGGCAACAAGGAAUAUGCUGCUGAAAAAAAGAAGGAACAAGAUGAUUGGGAGUCAAAAGUUGGGAUCAUGAAGCGUUUUGCCGAGGAUACAAAAGAAUAUUCAAAGGACAAUGAAUGGUGGGAAGGAAUACCCUUAAUGCGUGAACAUGACAAAAAGCCUUCAAAAGUUUCAAAGAGUGAAAAGAAGUUUUUGACUAGUGAAGAACGAAAGGCUAUAAAACUUAAGAAGGACAAGAAAAAGAAGCGGAAGAGUAAAAUAAAAGGAAUCGAGUAUGGUUUGUUUUUUUUGUCUAAAAUUUUUUAA